UAAUGUGUACAGACGGAAUCCCCUAUUGGCCUUAGCCCGUUAUCGUCGACGUCAUCGGUCAAUCUCCAAUCAGCUGUUUGUUUCUUGCUCAGUGUCCCGCGAAACUUAGUCCAAUGCACUCUGGUUCUGAGUAGUUUGAAGUGAGUUUGGGUGAAGCAAAGAAGCCUUUCCUGUCCUGUUUUGUGAGAAGCGUUCACUCUUCAAUUUUUGAUAAUGGUAGUCCACUAUCUCCUGUUGUUGGUGGUGUGCCAGUUGUGUGUUGGAUUUGAACCUCACCCCCACUACGGCCCUCCGCCUCCUCCCCCUCAUCAUCACUAUGGUCAUCACCACCGCCCGCCACCCCCGCCUUCAGGGGUAUUCAACACUGGCAAGCAACCCAUUGUGUUUGAGGAAAGCGGAGAAAGUCCAUCCUACAGACCACGACCCGGGUCCCCUGGGAGGCAAGGAGGUAUGCAAGUCUUGUAUAGUUGGAUAUUCCCAGACUUCACUUGGCCGAGCGAAGCAGCAAGAGAAGAGGCCAUCCGUUCCAGACGUUACAUCCCCAACAACACAAUGAUCCUCGAUGUUGAUGUAUACGAAAGUAGAUCAGGGCGGACAGUGUUUGUGACACUGCCCAGAGCUCGGCCCGGAGUGCCUGUAACGUUGGCAACAGUGACCAAUCAGAAGCGCAGUGGAGCCAACUUGCUGGCUCCAUUCCCUGACUGGCAGAGCCACACCGGGGACUGUGGUAGCUCUAUCACCUCUGUAUUCAGAACGCAUGUUGACGACUGUGGCAGACUAUGGGUACUGGACAGUGGCAACAACAACGUGUUUGCUGGGGCCAGUAAGAUAGUCUGUCCUCCUCAAGUGUUGAUUUAUGACCUCAACAACAACAACAGACUUAUUGGCAAAUACCACAUCCCACAGAACAUGGUAGCAGACAACAGUCUAUUUGUCACCAUCGCUGUGGACGUGAGGAGGCAAGAUUGUUCAGACAGUUUUGCGUACAUCGCUGACUCCAUUGCUUACAAGAUGAUUGUGUUUGACCUCAACAAGCAGGAGUUCUGGAGGAUCAACAGCGUUUUGUUCUUCCCAUACCCGGACCAGUCGAGGUUCAAUGUGGACGGAGUCUCGUUUGACCUUAUGGGAGGAAUCUUUGGACUGGCUAUUGGCCCCUUGUACCGAGGCAAUCGUAGACUCUACUUCCAUUGUAUCGACAGUGUUAAGCAGUCAUGGGUGGACACUAAGGAAAUCCGGAACAACAGUCUGUGGAAGAGUAAUAUGAAUGCAAAACCUAGAGCUUUCAACCUCUUCAGUGGAACUAGGUCUAGUCAGUCGGCAGCUGCUACUAUGAACAACGAGGGAAUCAUGUUCUUUGGAUUGCUGGGAAGCAACGAAAUAGCUUGUUGGAACUCUAGAAUGCAGUUUUCGAGAAGGAAUAUUCCCAUCCUGGCCAAGGAUGAUCGAACGCUUCAGUUCAACUCUGGGAUCAAAGUGUACGGAGACAAGUUGUACGUAGCGACCAGUCGACUGCAGAACUACGUUACUCAGAGGGUUCCACAGAACGAGGAGAACUACCGAGUGUUGGUCGGCGAUGUCGUCUCACUCACCCGAGGAACAAGUUGCCAAGUAGAUCCUCUAAACAAUCGCUUUGAGGAUGAAUACAUGCCUGACUCUGAAAGUGUUGAUUUUGACAACAACAAUUUCAGCUUUGAAGAUUAGGCUGUUAUACCAUUGAGUGUAUAGUAAAUAGUGAGGGAAGGAAAGACAUUUAGUUUUUUGAACGUGAAUAGGAGAUUUAUGCAAAUUUUAAGCCUGAAUAGGAUUUGAAAUCAUUGGUUGAACACUGGGGACUGUAGUUAAAAUAAAAUGUUCACUGUAGAGUAUGUGAGAGUAAUACUUAGUUUAAAAUUAAAUUUGACAUGACAAUAAGACUGUAAAUAUAACCAUUGAACUUAAUGGCCCAAUGGAUUUAAUGAAUAACUUAUAUCAGUGAACUUUGAUGGAAUGAUUAUAUAUUUUAUGAAUGUUUAAGAAUAGCUUCCGAUUAUCACUUUAGAUGGAAACAUUACAUCAGAUAUCUACUAUAUGCUCAUUGGUUUUGCUUUUUUCACUGCUUUUCGUCACAACUUGUAAGCACUAAUUAUUGCUUUAAAGCUGCUAAAAUAGUUUAAAAAACUUGUGGAAUCUUCUUCGCUUGCACAUUGUAAUUUGAGUUAGUAAUUUAUUGUACUUUCUGCAUUUCAAUGCUGAAGUUUCUGACACAUGUUUUUAGAUGUAUAGCAGUAAUAUUUGUCUCAGGCAUAUGUUAUGGGAUGUGCCAAUAAUUUAUUGUCCUUUAGAAAAUUCCCAUUUAAUGUUUCAAUUUUUAGUUAGAUUUUAACCUUUGACUAAUAAAAUUUUUGUUCAGAUUUUUAUACGGUACAGAAUAAGUUAUUUA
This is a messenger RNA of Macrosteles quadrilineatus (aster leafhopper), 2419 nucleotides long. RefSeq names its product protein yellow-like. The transcript has 9 exons. The coding region runs from base 214 to 1701 and encodes 495 amino acids. Gene Ontology annotation, cellular component: extracellular region. Lineage: Eukaryota; Metazoa; Arthropoda; Insecta; Hemiptera; Cicadellidae. The record is from RefSeq and is a predicted model, not a curated record.